Entelurus aequoreus (snake pipefish) is the source of this 3481-nucleotide messenger RNA. RefSeq names its product zinc finger protein 569-like. Gene Ontology annotation, biological process: regulation of transcription by RNA polymerase II. Gene Ontology annotation, molecular function: DNA-binding transcription factor activity; RNA polymerase II cis-regulatory region sequence-specific DNA binding. Bases 174 to 2729 code for a protein of 851 amino acids. The transcript has 5 exons. The record is from RefSeq and is a predicted model, not a curated record. Lineage: Eukaryota; Metazoa; Chordata; Actinopteri; Syngnathiformes; Syngnathidae.
AUAGUGAGUGGUGCACACUUCCUUCGCCCAGACACAGAACAAAAAAAAGUCCCCUUUAAGAGUUGCUGGUGUAACAUUAGGAAGAAUAUAUUCCACUCCUCUCUUGUAAAUGCGGCUUAUGAGACGUCUGGGAAGAACAUAUUUACCCUGAGCAACAGAAGUGGAGUUUCAGGAUGCGGACGGAAGAGCCCUCCCACAUUAAGAAGGAAGAGGUUUAUACUCAGAUCCCCCAUUUUAAAAAGGAAGAGGAACACCCACUGAUCCCCCAUUUUAAAGAGGAAGAGGAGGACCCACUGACCCCCCAUUUUAAAGAGGAAGCGGUGGAUCCACUGACCCCUCACAUUAAGGAGGAAGAGGAGGAACACAGCAUCAGUCAGCAGGGAGAGCAUCUUGAAGGACUGGAGGAGGUUGAUGUCACCAAGAUGCCAGUGACUGGUGUCCCUGUGAAGAGUGAAGGUGAUGAGGUCAAAGGUGAGAGUGAGGAGAAGAGAGAGGCGGAGCCUCCAAGCAGCAGCUCAACUCAACACAUGACAACAGAAGCUGAUGGAGACCACUGUGGAGGAUCACAAGCAGACAAGCUCUUAGCUCCACUAUCAGAUAGUGAGGACACAACGUCACACUCUCCUGACACUGAUGAUGAACACUCUAAAGAUGAUAAGACAUGUCACACUGACAACACACACUUCACAUGUUCUCACUGUGACAAAACUUUUAAAUACCAUUGUCAUCUGAUAGAACACAUGAGAAUACACACUGGAGAAAGACCUUUUUCGUGUUCAAUCUGCGGUAAAGCUUUUACGCAAAGGCCCAAUUUCAAAGCACACAUGAGAAUACACACUGGAGACAAAAAAUUUGCCUGCUCAGAAUGUGGUAAAAGUUUUGUAAGAAAUGGAAAUUUGAAAUCACACAUGAGAACACACACUGGAGAAAAACCUUUUUCCUGCUCAGAAUGUGGUAAAAGUUUUGUAAUAAAUCAUAGUUUGAAAGUACACAUGAGAAUACACACUGGAGAAAAACCUUUUUCGUGCUCAGAAUGUGGUAAAAGUUUUAAAACAAUUACAAAUUUAAAAUUACACAUGAGAACGCACUCUGGUGAAAAACCAUACUGCUGUUCAAGCUGCAACAAAAGCUUCCGUCGCCUAAUAACUCUUACAGUUCACAUGAGAACACACACAGGAGAGAAAGUGUGGAGUUGCAGUGUGUGUGGUGAAAGAUUCUCUUAUAAGUACCAGAAGAACAUCACCGCAAAGUCUCUCAGUCCACUUGACGUCCAACAGAUGAACGCUCGUCAAGAAGAACGUCCCCUUCAGCAGCAGGAGGAUCCACAGCCCCCCCACGUUAAAGAGGAAGAGGAGGAUCUCUGGGUUACUCAGGAGGAAGAGUGUCAUCCAGGGCAGGAGGAGUUUCCACUGACUGUUGUCUCUGUGAAGACUGAAGAGCGUGAAGACAAACCACCUGAGUCCUCACAGCUUCAUCACAGUCCAAACGUCUGGGAAGAACAUCUUUACCCUGAGCAACAGAAGUGGAGCUUCAGGAUGCGGACGGAGGAGCCACAGCCCUCCCACAUUAAGAAGGAAGAGGUUUAUCCUCAGGUCCCCCAUUUUAAAAAGGAAGAGGAACACCCACUGAUCCCCCAUUUUAAAGAGGAAGAGGAGGACCCACUGACCCCCCAUUUUAAAGAGGAAGCGGUGGAUCCACUGACCCCUCACAUUAAGGAGGAAAAGGAGGAACACAGCAUCAGUCAGCAGGGAGAGCAUCUUGAAGGACUGGAGGAGGUUGAUGUCACCAAGAUGCCAGUGACUGGUGUCCCUGUGAAGAGUGAAGGUGAUGAGGUCAAAGGUGAGAGUGAGGAGAAGAGAGAGGCGGAGCCUCCAAGCAGCAGCUCAACUCAACACAUGACAACAGAAGCUGAUGGAGACCACUGUGGAGGAUCACAAGCAGACAAGCUCUUAGCUCCACUAUCAGAUAGUGAGGACACAACGUCACACUCUCCUGACACUGAUGAUGAAGACUCUAAAGAUGAUAAGACAUGUCACACUGACAACACACACUUCACAUGUUCUCACUGUGACAAAACUUUUAAAUAUCGUUGUCGUCUAAAAACACACAUGAGAAUACACACUGGAGAAAAAGCUUUUUCAUGUUCAAUCUGUGGUAAAGGUUUUACUCAAAGGCACCAUUUCAAAGCACACAUGAGAACACACACUGGAGAAAAACCUUUUUCAUGUUCAAUCUGCAGUAAAGAUUUUACGCAAAGGCCCAAUUUCAAAUCACACAUGAGAAUACACACUGGAGAAAAAAAAAUUUCCUGCUCAGAAUGUGGUAAAACUUUUGUAAGAAAUGGAAAUUUGAAAUUACACAUGAGAACACACACUGGAGAAAAACCUUUUUUCUGCUCAGAAUGUGGUAAAAGUUUUGUAUUAAAUCAUAGUUUGAAAGUACACAUGAGAAUACACACUGGAGAAAAACCUUUUUCCUGCUCAGAAUGUGGUAAAAGUUUUAAAACAAAUACAAAUUUAAAAUUACACAUGAGAAUGCACUCUGGUGAAAAACCAUACUCCUGUUCAAGCUGCAACAAAAGCUUCCGUCGCCUAAUAACUCUUACAGUUCACAUGAGAACACACACAGGAGAGAAAGUGUUGAGUUGCAGUGUGUGUGGUGAAAGAUUCUCAUAUAAGUACCAGUGUGAGAAACACAAGUGUGCUGGUGAGAACAGCAGCUGCAAAUGAAGAUGCAGGAUUUGAAAUAAACUGUCAAAACUUUAACUUUGACUUUCUAACAACAUCAGCACAUAUAACAGGUGUGACAUCAUUGUUGUGUGUGUAACACAAUCUUGUUAUUAUGCUUAUAACAUACAUAGAGUAAAUACUUCAGAUUAGUGCUUUUAUUUCAGUCAAGUACAUGAGUUAAUAUACACAUUUGUGUACUUUAAAAUGAACAGAACAAUUUGACUGUAAAGGUGAGAAUAAAGAGUACAUAAAAUAUGUUACAUACGAUAUUCAUAAUUCACUUUUAUACUUAUUCAUAAUAGUGUUUUAUAAAUGCUUUUUAAAAUAGUGACGGGUUCUAUAGAUGAACUCCUUUAUAUUAUGUACAUAUUUGUUUUACAUGUGUUCAUACCUUUGCUUUUGAGUACACAUAAAUCCCUCUUAGUUCAUAUUUACUGGUUCACAUCUGAAACAUCUUCUGGACCACUUCUGGAAGCAUAUUAUUAUUUACUUCAUACAUCAUUUGAGCAGUUGUCCUUUAUACAAGAUCAUUUACUUUUAAAAUGUGUUACUUUAUGAAUCAUUGUUUGGGUCUCUAUAAUCCAUUCUAUUAAUUGUCUUUAUUACUCUCUUGUGUAAUAUAAAUAUUGUUGUGUGAUUGUUUUAUAUGUAUGUCCCCAGACCUUUAUGCAAUAAACAAUGUAUGCUUCAACUAAAGUUGGGUACAAUAAAUGUAGUUAAUGUUUGUGGGUAUGUAUUUUAUUCUAUUUAUU